Molecule: messenger RNA, 1611 nt
Organism: Arctia plantaginis
Lineage: Eukaryota; Metazoa; Arthropoda; Insecta; Lepidoptera; Erebidae
Source: the annotation of a GenBank genome assembly
AUGAUGAGUGCACUAAUUUUGAUAGCCGUCUUUUUGAUGGGGGUGUAUAAAUUUUAUUUCAAAAACACCAUUACUUUCAAAAAAGCUACGAAAUAUGGCGACAGCAAGACGGUUGUUUUAAAAGAGGCACCGGGCCCGACUCCUCUCCCGGUUAUAGGUAGUUUACACCUUUUGGGGAAAUGCGAGUCACCUUUUCAAUCCUUUACGGAAUUGGCAAAGGAAUAUGGGGAUAUAUUUAGCAUCAAAUUGGGAGCUACGAAGUGUUUGGUUGUUAACAACUUAGAGUUGAUUCGGGAAGUACUAAAUCAAAAUGGCAAAUUCUUCGGCGGUCGUCCGGACUUCUUACGAUUUCAUCAACUAUUCGCUGGAGACAGAAAUAAUUCUUUGGCGCUUUGCGACUGGUCCAACCUACAGUUAAAGAGACGUAACUUAGCAAGACGCCAUUGUGGGCCAAAACAGCACACCGACAACUUUUCGAGAAUCGGCGACGUCGCCACUUUCGAAUCCGUUGAACUUAUUCAAACAUUGAAAGGUAUUGCACGAAGUACCGACGCAGCAAUCAACCUAAAACCAAUCCUUAUGACCACAGCGAUGAAUAUGUUCAGCCAUUACAUGUGCAAUGUCAGAUUCGAUGCAGAAAACGAUGUAGAAUUCAAGAAAGUCGUGGACCAUUUCGACGAGAUAUUCUGGGAGAUCAAUCAAGGGUAUGCCGUCGACUUCCUACCUUGGUUGGCGCCGUUCUACAAAAAACAUUUGGACAAACUAUCUGGCUGGUCUCAGGAGAUCAGAUCUUUCAUACUAUCCAGGAUUGUUGAACAGCGGGAAAUGAACUUAGACACAGAAGGCCCUGAAAAGGAUUUCCUAGAUGGUUUGCUCAGGGUUUUGCACGAAGAUCCUACCGUUGAUAGAAACACGAUCAUUUUUAUGUUAGAAGACUUCCUGGGCGGUCACUCUUCGGUAGGUAACUUGGUGAUGUUGUGUCUCACAGCUGUCGCCAGGGAUCCAGAAGUUGGCAGGAAGAUACGAGCUGAACUGGAUGGCUUGACUAAAGGGAAGCGACCUGUUAGCCUUUUAGACAGGCCGAACUUGCCUUACACUGAAGCCACUGUGCUCGAAUGUCUUCGAUACGCUUCUUCACCGAUUGUACCCCAUGUGGCGACAGAAAACGCUGCUGUGGCUGGUUAUGGAGUGGAGAAAGGAACUAUAGUCUUCAUCAAUAACUAUGAACUGAAUAUGUCUGAAGAGUACUGGAAGGAGCCUGAAAAAUUUGAUCCAACUAGGUUUUUGGAGAAGAGCAAAACAAAGGUACGUAGGAACUCCCUUUGUGAUUCUGGCAUGGAGUCUGACGGAGAAAGACCAAUGAAGGCGGUCGGUGAAAAGGAAGGGUGGAGUGUUAUGAAGAAUAUCCCUCAUUUCCUCCCAUUCAGCAUCGGGAAGAGGACGUGUAUUGGUCAGACUAUGGUCACAACGAUGAGUUUUGUAAUGUUUGCUAGCAUCAUGCAAGAGUUUGAGGUAGCUGCAGAACACGCCGAGGACCUAAGACAGAAGCCUGCCUGUGUAGCGUUACCAAAAGAUACAUACCGUUUUUAUUUAGUGCCUAGAAAGCAUUAA